Messenger RNA from Leishmania major strain Friedlin, 1377 nucleotides. RefSeq lists its product as hypothetical. NCBI's taxonomy places the organism in Eukaryota, Euglenozoa, Kinetoplastea, Trypanosomatida, Trypanosomatidae. The coding region runs from base 1 to 1377 and encodes 458 amino acids. The transcript has a single exon. The record is from RefSeq and is a predicted model, not a curated record.
AUGGGAGGCUGCUGCGGGGUCGCCUCAGAGGCAGGCACGGCCUCCAGCAAUGGCACGGUUUCUUCCACACCACUUUCACCACCGUCACAUCGCAGAGGGUGGCGGGGCUCAACAAGAAGCACCACCAAGACCGAACAAGCAGCGCUUAAGCGGAGUAGUAGGCUCGAGUCCGCGUCGUCGUUCUUGGCCAAGAUACUCCAGUCGAAGGACCGAGGUGACACCGACAGCGCUCCUCUCCGCGGAACCGUCGUCAAUGCCGUUUCCUCGGCCACCCCUCGGAAGCUCCGCGAUUCCGCCACUCACGCCGCCCCCGCACAUGACCAGGACCUGCCCUUCAAAGCCACGCUACAGCACGGCGCCAACGGCAGCAGCCCUGACCUGCUCCUGCCUGACCUAUUUUACAUCUCCGCUUCCUCGUCCUCAUCGCUUCUCGCGAACGGCGACGUGGACGACAAGGCUGAGGACGGCAUCGGCGCCCGUCUUGACGGUGAGGGGCAGAGCUCACUGGUGGAGGUGAGCCAACCAACGCAGAGCUUCGCAGGUGACGUGCACACGUACUCGGAGCUGGACUUGACGAGCGAGUGGGAGCCGCCGUCGUUCGACUGCCUUGGCCGGCGGUCGGAGCGUCGGGGCCGCAGCGGGACGGACCGCAGCCGACUGCGACAGCUGAUCAUCCGUGAGGCCGAGGUGCGCGUGUCCCUGAGGGCCAUGUACACAUAUCAGCAUCAGCGGUUUUCGCUGAACCUCGCCAAGGAGCACUUCAUCGCGGUACACAUUAGAAUGCGACAGGAGUACGAGUCGGAGUGGACGGUGCAGUGCAUCUGCUGGAUCGUUGCGGUAGAGAGUGUCACGCGGGAAGCGCUGGCCCGAGAGUGGUGGGCGGAGCGGGCCGCUUUAGUGCGCCGAGUCGGGUCUCUCAGGACGCCGCCGCCGCCACCACCACUGCAGUCGGUGCACGACGACGCGAGGUUGGGUAUCACAGCCAUUCGCGCACUGAAGCGAGAGGACAGGCCGCCUUACGUAUCGAAGUUGUACACGGCCGCGGACUUGACCCCCAGCGAGGAGGCAGCGGAGGGCGACCUGUUAAAUAUGUGCAUUCCGCCCAUGCGCGCCUCUUCCUCGAUCGCCCUCUUCUCCCCACCGCUGCAGCAGCAGCUCUCGGUGCUUGGCGGAUCGCGAUCUGCCUCUGCAGGCGUGUCUCGCGGCCUUCGCUCGGUUCCUCGAGUUCGCGCGCCACACGCCUCGUCUUUUGUGUCGUCGCCAGCAUCGGUCUUUUACUCACCUGAGCCGACGCAGCGCGUAGCCGCUGCGCAGCAGGCACAGAAGAGCAGGCUCGUGCGGGGGCGGAGCAUGGCUGUUACCGAGGCGCUCUUGUGA